This is a messenger RNA of Cynoglossus semilaevis (tongue sole), 1367 nucleotides long. RefSeq lists its product as uncharacterized. Lineage: Eukaryota; Metazoa; Chordata; Actinopteri; Pleuronectiformes; Cynoglossidae. The transcript is spliced from 2 exons. Bases 56 to 388 code for a protein of 110 amino acids. The record is from RefSeq and is a predicted model, not a curated record.
UCUUAAAAGGAGGUGAAAGGAGCAACAGAGGAAGGAGAAGAACCAGACAGACAAAAUGGGAGCAGAGGAGAAGGAGGAAGAAGUUGCUCCUGCUCCUUCCCUUCCUGCUGCUGGUGUUAAAAAACAGAAAAGUUCCAAAGAAGUUUAUUUCAGUGUUCUUCCUGAUCGAUAUGUGCCGCUGAUCGAAGAGGAGGAGGAGGAGCAUAGGAGACGAAAGAAGGAGAAAAAAAAGAGAAAGCAGAAAAAAUGGAAGAAGAACAUCGGAAAAGCCUUGCGGUUCUCUCUGCGCUCUCUCCUUCUGGGGUUACAGAACAUGGCAAUGAUCCCCACGUCUCCAUUCACUGCAGCCACCACAUUGGGGAUGGAGUUGAACAGGAAGAGAAACUGAAGAUCAUCUGAUGGGAUGUGAAAGAAGCAGAAGAGGGAUUGGGAUUAACCCUGAACAGUUUGAAUCUUGCAGCAGCAUCACUCUGAUGCAGCUUGAGGUUUUUAACCUGGUUCUAACUUUUAGCUCUUUUAUCAGUGAGAUUGAGCUAAAACUCAUAGACACUUCUCAGCAAACUUUUAGCUACUAAUAGUUAAAUGAAGAUUAAGUUUGUAAAUAACUCCUCAUCCAUAGCCUAUUUUACUUAAGAUUUAGCUAACAUAGCUAUUACAUUUUAACCAUUGUUUGGCUAACAUGUAGUCAAGCAAUUUAUUUUUAUUAUUUUCUUUUUAUCUUUGUUACUUUUCAUUGCUGCCAACAUUAAGACUAGUUUUGUUUAUGUUUGUGGAUGGGCCGACUUUUAGCUGGUUAUACACUAUUUAUGGCAAACACUUUGAUCUGUCUCUUAACUUAUAAAGAUUAAAAUAUUCUAAUAGGUAAUCCAAAACCAAAACCCCUGUGUAAUUUAAUCCUGUAAUCCUACUCACUAAUUUGAAUUUGUAACCCUGCUCUUGAAUUUAAACCUGUAAUCCCUAUCUGUUAUCCCAACCUGUAAUCCAAUCUUUAUUCCUGAAUUUUUGGUGCCUGCUCAACACACCACAGAAGGCCAGGAUGCCACAAUACUAAAAUGCAAUCCCUAAUCUAUUAUCCUAAACUGAAAUACUGACCUGAUCUACUAAUCUGUAAUCCUAAUAAGUAUUAUCGUAGUAGUAAAGGCAGAUUUGCCCUUUUCUUACCUUUGUUAACUUUUUUUGUUUACGACAUCAGAUGUUUACUUCACCUCACAGCUUGUGUCUGGCCCUGACAGGGUGAAGCUGCUCCAGGCCAGUGCCUGUUGUCUGUACAAACUGUCUCUCUGUGACCACCUGUUGAGAAACUCUGCUGACUGGACUUUGUUGUUCUAACUUCACUCAUUCUUGCAAAAAUAAAACUAUAAACACCA